Caenorhabditis angaria is the source of this 2500-nucleotide messenger RNA. NCBI's taxonomy places the organism in Eukaryota, Metazoa, Nematoda, Chromadorea, Rhabditida, Rhabditidae. The record is from the annotation of a GenBank genome assembly.
AUGAUUUUGGCAAAAACUACAACAUUCGAAGAAAAACAUGAAGAGGAAAUCGAGAUAGAUCAGGUUUUGAAUGUUUUUUGAUCCAAAAAAAAUAAAAAUCAAUUAAUUCCAGAAACCCAUAAAAAUCAUCAUUUCGCAUAGUGAUAAAGAUCGAGAAAAUCAACAAAAACAUCAGAAAUCUAGCAAAAAUCUGGAGCUAAAUCAGGCUUGCAAUAUCCCAAAACUUGAUAUUAAUGGAACUGAAGUUAUCGGAUUUUUCAAAACUCCUGAACCUUUAAAAUGUCAGCGAAAUGAUUCGGGAAUUGAGGAUAAUUGGGUUUUUGUGGAUAUGGAUGGAAAAUUGAGAUUUACUGAAAAACGAAGAAAUGCGAUUUGUAAAAUCAAAUAUUUUUGGAGGAAAAAUGAUGAUGAGAAUCGAUUUUCGAAGGUGAUCAGGAUUUAUGGUAAGGUUUUCAGAAAGAAAUUCUGAAAACGUUGCAACAACGUUUUUAUCCUGAAUAAGUGAGAGUAAGACAGUAAAUGGAGACGCAGACAAGAAAGCGGCAAGAGAAUGUGUAACGUGAAGAGUCGCAGAUAUUAAAAAUAAAAAAAUGUGAACUCUCAUUGUCGUUUUAAAAUGCUGUGUUCGCCUUUUUCCAUGAAAAAACAAAAAAAAUAUUUUUUACGCGUGGCCGAGAAACCCAACGGCCAUUUCCAAAAAAAAAAUCGAUUUUUCAUUUUUUAUGUUUUUUAAUCGAAACCCUUAAUUCAUGUUUCAGAUGGAUUUCAAAUGAAUGGAAGUGAUUUUGCCAUCAUAAAAUGUCUCAAAGGAUUCGAAAAAUGGAAAUCUGUUUUGUGGAAUGUGAAUAAGAUCGCGAAGGUUGAGAAAAGGUCGAAAAAUGUGAGAAGAGACACUUGAGGAAAAGCCGUUGAAUGUAUAUUUUUUGGGGUGAGUUGGGCUAACCUUUAAUUGGAAAAAAAACCUGCACACAUUUUUCUAGCUUCGACUCUCUCAGUCAAAUGUCAUUCCGUCGAAAACUUCCAAACACUGUGAAAUUUCUCGAAGAAACCAUGGAAAGUGUAGUUUUGAAUGGCUACAAUAUAGUUGGCGAUGGAACUCCGCAAGCCUUUAUUCCAAUAUUAACAGCACAAACUGAAGUUGAACUUCCGCUAACUCGAAAAAGAUAUUCGAAUGCAAAUUAUGUUGAUGAUGUUUAUCCAUUUAUUUGGAAGAAUUUCUCGGAUUCUGGAUAUGCUACUUUUUAUGCAGAAGAUAUGUAUAAAUAUGGAGUUUUCACUUAUCGAUUAAAAGGUUUUCGAAAUCAACCAACUGAUCAUUUUGCAAGCGCGGUUUUCAAAGAAUUGGAGAAUUUCGGAGAUUUUACAAGCGAUCGAUGUAUUGGAUCAAUUCCAUUUCACAAAGUAACUGAAUCUAUAGAAAAUUAAUAUUUUCAUCAGUAUUGUUUCCAGGUGUGGUUUGACAAUGCUCAUAAAUUCAUGAAAGAAUAUUCAGAUAUCCCAAGAUUUUUAUUGAUGCAUCAGGGAGUUUUAUCACACGAUCAUGUCAAUUUAGUGCAAGUUCAAGAUGAAGAUUUGACGGAACAUUUGAAACAAAUGAAAGAGGAAGGAUUAUUUGAUGAUUCAGUUGUUAUUUUAAUGGCUGAUCAUGGACAUCGAUUUGCAAAAUUAAGAGAAACACAUCAAGGACAAUUAGAAGAACGAAUGCCAUUUUUCUCGAUUUCAUUGCCAAAAUCAUUGAAAAAUACGGAAAAAGGAAAGAAAAUGUGGAGAAAUUUGAAAGAAAAUAAGGAAAAAUUAACAAGUCCUUUUGAUAUUCAUGCAAGUUUGAUGGAUAUUUUGAAUUUAUCAAAAAUCGAUGAAAAUGAAUUUGAAAUUGAACAAGAUGCAAAAAAUCAACGAAGUUUAUCAAUAUUCCGAAAAAUUCCUGAAAAACGAAAUUGUGAAAAUGCUGGAAUUGAAGCACAUUGGUGUACUUGUUUAUUAUGGAAAAAUGCAUUGGAAAAUGAAAAUGAUCGAAAAUUGAGUGAAAGAUUAGCAAAAGGAAUUGUUAAAGCAAUCAAUCAAGAACUUGAACCUGAAAUCAAAUUAUGUGCUCCAUUAAAAUUGGCUAAGAUUUUGAGCUCGAAGAAAUUAUUACCAGAUAGCGGAGUUUUGGCAUAUAAAAAUGUGAAAGAUAAUGAUGGAUUUGUACCGGACUUGAGUGGAAAUACACAUGCUGCAUUUGCACAUUAUCAAUUGAAAAUUAGGACAACUCCUGGAGUUGCUAUUUAUGAGGUAAGCUUUGUUUUACCUCUUGAAAUUAUAGAGGUUCAAAAAUAAGCCUAAAUUUUGAAAUUCAAAUUAAUUUCAGGCAACAAUCUUCUACGAUAUGUUAAAAGAUGAGAUGAAGCUUGAUUUCGCCUCAAUCAGCCAUGUGAAUAAAUAUGGAAAUGCUCCUCAUUGCAUAAUUAAUCAAAAUUAUUAUUUGGCAACUUUUUGUGUUUGUUACGAUCAGAUUUAG